AUGGUAAUUUAUUUGGCUGUUUUUCCGUUAAGUGGACAUCAUCGUUCAACCUUAUCUGAUCCAUUGCUAACAACUUGUAGUCAUCCAUUUUGUCGCACAUGCUUUAAUGAGUGUCUUAAACGUUUGGCUUCUCUGAGAUGUCCAAUCUGUAAAAGAGCUUUAAAUAGAAGAAGCUGUCGGCCAUGUCCAGCGCUAAAAACUGCAAUUUUAAACUAUUUGGUUUUGGCGCGAACAUUCAUUAAGGAACAUAAAGACAAAAUAAGUAGUGAAUGUAAUUUUCUGGAAAGUCAAGUGAUUGUUCCACAGCAGUGUUUUCAAAAACAUGACCAAGAACAUCAUUUUUCACAAUCACAUUCUGCUUUCAAGCAAUUUUCACUUUGUCAGCAAUCUAAUUUACAAGGAAAUUUGUUGAAAAAUGUGAAUUUAUUGGGCAAUGAAGGCUUACUUCAAAAUAACCCUCAGAUAAUUCUAAAGGCUCAAAUAAAACCUUCAUCACCAAUAGUAGAACAUAAUGAAGUAAAAAUUGAAAACAAGCAACCAGAUUUAUCAACUCGUUCAGAAGAAUUACAGAAGUAUUCUUUAGACUGCACAGAUCUUAUUGAUUCUUCCUCCAGUUCAUCACUUGUUGCUAAUAAUACCUCACAGUUCUCCGCAAACCAUGAAAAUUGUGUUUCGAAAUUUAUUUCUUCAAAACAGAAGUUUGUUUCGUGUGAGACUCUUGUACCAAUUUCGAACAUUUCGAAUGAAUUGAAAUUAACGGUUUAUGAAUUAGCCAGACAAGAAGGAAUAUCAAAUAUUCGAAGCCUGAUUGCUCUAUUACCUUGGAUUCCUUCUCUUCUUGAUUUUGAAAGCGAGGAAUUAUGUCAAUUAAUGGAGAAAAGAGAAAAAGUUUCAUCAUUUGACAAAAAACGCAGUUAUGAAAAUAGUGACCAAAAUGGAUCUCCUCAAAAACGUCCAAAAAAGUUUAUUGUAAAUUUCCGAAAAAAUAAUCGAAUAUGUAUAACGCUGUCGAAAAAUUCUAAUUCCGGCGAUGAAAUUGUUUCUUCUUUUUUGGCAAUUUUUCAAGAUGUUCGUUAUUCUCCACAUAUCACAGCAGAGUGUACUCAUUUUGUAAUUAUGGAUGAGUGUCGAAUCGAUAACUUACGGACAAUUAAAUAUGUUCAAGCUAUAUUAAAUGGUUGUGAGAUUGUCAAUCAGUCCUGGUUAAAAGAAUCAGUCAUUAAUAAAUCCAUUUGUCCUACAGACGAAUACCGCUAUUUCUUUCGGAGGCGCGAUGCCAUGUUGUAUAAUGAGAUAGACAAUGUUUCAUAUUUGCGCAGUAUUUUCAAAGAUUUUGUAUUUUAUUUACCCAAGGGUUUCCAGUCAUCUAUAAUUAAGCCAGAAUUUUUGGAAGAAGCUAUUCAAAAAUGUGGUGGAUUUUGCGCAAAACCAGUGAAUAUCGUUUCUUUUCGAUGCGAUAUUAUUAUUUUUGCCAAAGUUGUUGUUGCUGAUUGGAUUUUAGAUUCAAUAUGUAAUCAUCAAAUGCUUCCCAUUCGUGAAUAUCGUGUCGUAAAUCUAUGCUCUUUAGGAGUUAAGAGAUGA
This is a messenger RNA of Dracunculus medinensis (Guinea worm), 1581 nucleotides long. NCBI's taxonomy places the organism in Eukaryota, Metazoa, Nematoda, Chromadorea, Rhabditida, Dracunculidae. The record is from the annotation of a GenBank genome assembly.